AUGGCUGAAGAACAGGAAAACGAGCUCGUCCCCGAAGAGGAGGUUACCUCCAUCCCAGGCUGGGCUCCCACGGUGUCCUUGCAGGUGCAGGACAUCCGAACCGGAGAAGAGGAAGAGGAAGAAGUCUACUCGCAGCGUUCGAAGCUGUACCGAUUCAAAGAUGGAGAUUGGAAGGAGAGAGGCCUUGGGGACUCGAAGCUGUUGAGACACAAGGUUUCAGGAAAAGUUCGGUACAUGAUGCGACAAGAGAAGACCGGCAAAAUUGUGGCAAACCAUUUUGUCUUCGAGCACCAGCUGUAUUGUGUUCUUGCGAAUCAAAACCAGAGUGACAAGAUUCUGAUGUGGACCGCGCUGGAUUAUGCCGAGGAUGAGCAGCACGCGGAACAGUUCGCAUUGAAAUUCAAAGACAAGGAGCUGGCUGAAAUGUUCCGAACUGCGUUUGACAGGGCGAAAGUUGGCCAAACUUCCGGAAGUCCCAAGGCUGAUGGGCCUGGACCGCCGCCGAGCGAGCCGCACAGCGAGCCGCAUGGAAGCCCCACGCCACCAGCACAAGCCGCUGCAGAAGGGGUCGAGGAUGAGCUGGUGCCGGAAGAAGAAGUCACCGUCGUGCCAGGCUGGGCUCCGACUGUGACGUUGCAACCCCAGGAGAUUCGCACCGGUGAGGAAGAUGAAGACGAAAUUUAUUCCCAAAGAUCGAAGCUGUAUCGCUUCAAAGACAGCGACUGGAAGGAAAGAGGGCUUGGUGAUUCCAAGCUUCUUCGAAACAGGGUAACAGGGAAAGUUCGGUAUAUGAUGCGGCAAGAGAAGACCGGCAAGAUUGUCGCCAAUCAUUACUUAAUCGCCUACCCUCCGUAUUGUGAGCUCGCGCCGAAUGCUGGGAGUGACAAAAUCUGGACAUGGACGACCAUAGAUUGUGCGGAGGAUGAACAAAAGGUGGAGCAGUUUUCACUCAGAUUCAAAGAUGCAGAUCUUGCACAGCAGUUCAAAACGGCCUUCAACAGUGCAAGAGCAGAGAUGGCCGAGGUCUACACGCCCGAGCCGAAAACAAACGAUUCUGAAGCUGCAGCUGGUGAUGCAGCUGCUGUCGGCGUCAGUCCUGAGUCAGACGCCGGGGAAAACGGGAACCCGUUCGCGGGGGUCUCCCUAUUCGCAGCAAGCCCGUUGCAGUCGUCGGGGACUGCUUUGACUGGUGGCGCCACUUCAGGUGGCCUGUUUAGCUCUCUCUCCUCCACUGGUUCUGUCGCUUCCAGCAGUGGGUUAUUUUCAACCACUGCAGCUACCAGCGGCGGAUCUUUGUUCAGCUCUUCCAGCGCUUCAGCCAGUUCUGGUCUUUUCGGUGGUGGGCUAUUCGCCUCGGCCAACACUGCUGGUGGCUUGUUCAGCGGAAUGUCGUUUGGCUCGAACAAGGCAGACCCACCCGAGAGUCAGGCUCAGGUCGAGAGCAAGCCGACGUCAUCGGAGGCUGCAGCCCCAUUCGCAAGCUUGACUUUUGCUGCCAGCACGGGUGGCCUGUUUGGCAACACUGCCGGCAGCUUUUUCUCUGGCAGUGGCAGCCUGUUUGGAAACUCUGGUAAUUCCAGCAGCUCUGGUGGUGGGCUUUUCUCCGGAAGCACUGGUGGCGCGAGUGGCGGCCUUUUCGCUGGGCUGCCCGAGAGCUCCAGUGGCGGAAUUUUUGGCGGCGGCAGCAUCGCGACCACAGGCAGCAGCCUUUUUGGUUUGGCUGCAUCUUCGGGGAGUCUCUUCAGUGCAGCAUCAGGAGGAGGCAUCCAGGGAGCAGCGGCGACGGGUGCCGCAGAGAAGGCUCCAUCGACGGGUCUGUGGGCAGGAGCAACAGCCAACGGGGCACAGGAUGACGAGCAGUAUGUUUUUGAAGAAGAAGUCACGCAGAUUCCUGGUUGGGCUCCCUCUGUCUCGUUGGAAGUCAGAGAUCACGUCGAGACCGGCGAAGAAGACGAGGAGGAGAUGUACAGUCAGCGCUCCAAGCUGCUCCGCUUCGUCGAGAACGAAUGGAAGGAGCGAGGGACAGGCGAUGCCAAGAUUCUGAGGCACGGGGGCACCGGAAAAUGUCGGUUCCUCAUGCGGCAAGAGAAGACUGCAAAGAUCGUCGCCAACCACUACAUCAUUGAUCAACACCCGUAUUGUGACUUAGUGCACAAUGCUGGCAAUGCCAAGAUCUGGGUGUGGACUGCACUCGACUGGGCAGAUGAGGAGCAAAAGGUGGAAAAGUUCGCUCUCCGCUUCAAGACUGAAGAAUUGGCCGACGAGUUUGCCAAGGCUUUCAACGCAGCAAAGAGCAGCUUUCUCAGUUCCAAACUGACGGAGCUUCCGAGGCAAGAUGACGAUGACUGGGAGAAGGCCUGGAACCGCUCCAAAUACAGCACUGGCACAUCCGUUCAGCAUGACGAGCCUGACCUUGGCGCACAAGUCGAGGCAGCGCCCCAUAGAGCUAUGGCUAUGGCCGAGAACGGUUGGCAGUUGGUUUCGUUGGCUGCGCUUUGGCUGGCGAUUUUUGCAGUGGCAUGUGAGCUCUUCUCAUGCGAAGUGCUCGACUUUGAGUGGCGAUUGCUGCCCUACUGUGGCUGGCAAGCCAUAUCGUUAUCGACGCCUUCACCGUCUGCAGAAGAAGCCGGAUCUCCGAAGUCUGCCUGCAAAAGGUACCUCCAGGCGAAGGGCUUCGAAUCAGCUGAAGGUCUGGCGAAGAAGCUUCGGCGUUGCGAAGCGGAAACCUCGAGAAGCUUGGCCCCGAGGCCAGAAGCAGACCUUCCUGGUGUUUCCGACACGACCAAUUUGCAGUGCCAGUAUGUAUCUUCGCUGAAUGCGCGCUCCAGCUGCUGUGGUUGGAGACCUCAUUUCAAUUGGGUGGUUGGAACCUGUGAAAAGAAUUCGCGAAUUCCGAACGCCUCAUUUUGUGAUGGUGUUCCUGACUGCGCUAGAGAACCCAAGAUAAACUAUGCAGCUGCGUACCAGUUCAAUGGCAGUCACUUCGUCUUACAAGAUUCGUCAACAGCUGGGGAGUUGUCAGAGGCAGGAGUUUCAGGUUCACACGCUGCCAGGACUGGGUGGGAGUCGACCAAAGCUCGCUUUCGCUGGGAGGGCGGCGAAGGUGAUUGGCCAACCAAGUAUGCUCCAUGGGGACUUGGUGACAGUGGCCCUCGCGGCCUCACUCCACCUGCCGCACUGUGGGUGCUGAGUGCCGAUAGCUUCUACUACGGCACUUUGUACAUGCUCUCACAGCUGACGCUUAACACACAAGGGGUUGGAGAGCAUGCUAAUUGUUGGGAAUGGGAGUUCGACGCAAUCGAGGGUCUGAUUGGAACAGUGCCGCGGGGACAUCCUUUGCCAGGCAACAUCAACCAGCUGUACGUCACGGCUACAGCGCAGGUGAGCGGAUGCAUGCCGAUGCCAGGCACAGCUGCGCAGGACAACGGCUAUGCGAGACAAUUUUCACAGCCUCAAAACUUUCAAUCCUUCUGUGAGCAGAACCCGCUAGCAGUUGGCUGCCGACCAUGGACUGCUGAGGGUGCAGAUAUUUGGCAUGGUGGUGGCUAUCGUGGAACAGAUCGCUUCGAGAAUGCUGAGAACACUCCAUAUGUCUUCGCUGUGGUCCUUGACCAUCAAGGGUUUUGGGUUUAUCGCUGGAAGCCCGACGAGGAUACCGGUGAGACUGGGUGGCCUGGAAUUUCUCGGACCAGUGCAAAACGAAUUCUGCCGACCCGGCCCCGCAGGAUUUCCGAACCGAGCGGGUUGCAGACGAACGUAAAGUCCGAUACCCGUGAAGCUGUCAUUCUUAUUCCCAGCCUGCCACCGGAGGCUUCUUGCAUGCGGUCGCUGCCAGAACAAGUAGAUUGGCGUUGGGGUGCUGCUGCCCUGGGAUCCAUGGCGUAUGAAGCCGGCGAAUACAAAUUGGGUGAAAAGCUUCAAGGAGCGCAGAAUUGGUGGGCUCACUUCGCAGAUACAGGACAGCUACAAGAAUACCCUCUGUCCAUAGCUGGAGUGCCUUCCACCGAAACGGAAGGUACACGAGCUUGUGAUCGACGCGACAACUUCGGCAAAACGUGCCGUUGCGUUGAUGCCGCCCACCAGGCCGAGGCAGAGGCCUAUGGAGCCGGCGCUUUGGGCGAGGGCCCGGGUGAUUUGGCGGCUCUUGCGGCGAUGCAGGCAACUUCUGGCUGGCGCUGUGAUGGAUGUCGAUUGCAGUGGUCCGAACAGGACUUGGAGUGCAAUGUUUGCGAGAUUGUCCGGCCUGGCUAUGAGUCCGAGGUUGCGGCAGCAAAGGCCGAGAAGGAGUCGGGCAAGCAGAGUGCCGUGGCUGCCUUCCUAGGAGCAACUCAGAUCCUCGGCCGUGAAAUGUAUCGGGGCGAAUGUCCGCACGUCAUGGCCGGCUCAUCCGAGUCCUGUGCAAUGCGACGCCGAGGCGCAGCCGAGUCCUUCGAUCUUUGGAGCCAAUCCCUCUUCAUCCUCGAUAUUCGGUGGCAGCACUUCUACGUUCGACGCUUCCUACGAGUUCAGGAACACCUCAAGGACGCCAUCCACGGUACUUUGAAGCUGAAGCGGCUUCUCAGCGAGGAUGAAGAUGCGUUUCAGAACAAGGGUGGCUCCAUAAAGAAGCGGAAGACUGUAGAAAGAUGCGGACCCGCAGAGCAAGCGAAUGUAACACAUCUCUUGACGAAGUGGGGCGCCGAGGAUGACGUGCUACUGAGGCACGUCCUCGAGGGCUUGAAGCUUGAAGAGCUGGAAGCCCUGAACUCUUCCGGCUACUUACCGGACAAGUUCAAUGCCUGGAAGUCUUGUGCUGACCUGACUGCGAUGCACAUUGCCGGGAUGCGUGAGCGCAACACGGCUGGUGGUGGGGCUUUGGACGCAAUCUCUGCAUUCAGGUUCAACUGGAAGCUGGACGGUACUACGGACCCAAUUCUGAGAAAGUUGUGCCACAAAGACCUUCGAUACGUGCUGACGCGUUACGACGGCUCGAAGGAUUUGCCGGCUCUCAUCCAGGAGGCCGUGGAUUCCGACCCGGACCUGGCUUCAGCGGAAGGAGCAGCAGUCCGAGCCCCAGGAUGCACGGCUGUUGGCAGAUUCCAUCGAUUGGAGCUCAUUGAUCCAACUGCUGAUUCGGCUGUCUUCGGAGAUGCCAACUUGAGCUUUGCAUUGAACUUGGCGAGGCACCGAAAGGCAUCAGCGUAA
This is a messenger RNA of Symbiodinium sp. CCMP2592, 5184 nucleotides long. Lineage: Eukaryota; Dinophyceae; Suessiales; Symbiodiniaceae. The record is from the annotation of a GenBank genome assembly.